Messenger RNA from Cokeromyces recurvatus, 3844 nucleotides. RefSeq lists its product as uncharacterized. Bases 103 to 3690 code for a protein of 1195 amino acids. Gene Ontology annotation, molecular function: zinc ion binding. Gene Ontology annotation, cellular component: endoplasmic reticulum membrane. NCBI's taxonomy places the organism in Eukaryota, Fungi, Mucoromycota, Mucoromycetes, Mucorales, Mucoraceae. The transcript is spliced from 8 exons. The record is from RefSeq and is a predicted model, not a curated record.
CAAAUUAUUCCUUCUUUUCUUCUUUCUUUUAUUUUUUUAUGCAAUAAUUUAUUCCUUUCUUUUAUUUUCUUUUUUCGUUCAUUCAAUAGUAUAUAAUUUGUAAUGGAAGAAGAAGAGGAGAUUUGUAGAGUGUGUCGAGGUGAAGCUACCUUAGAGGAGCCUUUAUUUCAUCCUUGUAAAUGCUUAGGAAGUAUUCGUUUUGUACAUCAAAAAUGCUUAUUAGAUUGGUUAUCACAUAGCAAAAAAAAAUAUUGUGAAUUAUGUAAUUAUAACUACAAAUUCACGCCUAUAUAUAAAUCAGAUAUGCCUGCUAAAAUACCAACAAAAAUAUGGAUUCAUCAUUUGACAAAAUGGUUAUACAAAUUAUUUAUAUUAACACUACGUUCCUUACUAGUCCUAUUCAUUUGGUUGGUAUUUGUACCCUACAUUACUUUUUGGAUAUGGAGAUUUUAUUUCUGGAAUGCAAAUAUAAUACGUUAUUUUUUCGUCUACUGUAUUCUCGGUGUCUCUCAGCUUCAGGAUCAGCCUAAUUUAACUGUAACUAACAAAGGUUUUAUGGAUAAAUUAUUGCAUGAUUGUUUAUAUGGCUGGCUAAUAUCAUCUAUCGUCAUGAUCAUAUUCAUUGCUGGGUUUUUAUUACGCGAAUGGAUUAUUCAAAAUGUUCCUGCUGAAUUACAAGAUGAUGAGUUAUUGGAAUCUGAAGAAGAAGAUAUGAUAUUAGGACAAUACGAAGCAAGAGGGGUACAACAGGAACAAAAUACUUUGGAUACUACAUUACCUUUAAAUGAAGUCCCAUCAGAAACUAUUCGUAGAGCGAGAAGACGAAGCAGCAGAAGACCUUUAUUAUUACAUGAAGAACCCUCAGAUUAUGAAAAUUUGGAAGCAAUGUGGUUAGCAGAUAUUGACCAGCAACAUCAAAGCAAUACAACAUCAACUACGGGGCAGCAUUUUCUUAACUUGGAAGUUGAAGAUGUGGAUAAUGAUGAUGAUGAUGAUGAUGACGAUGAUGGAUAUUUUGAUGAAUCUGAGGAAGAAGUAGAAAUUAAUCAACCGGAAAACACGUAUAAUGAUAUUCAUCCACAAGAGCCUUUAUUUAGACCCAAUAAUGAAGCUGUUAUAUUUGAAAAUAACGUGGCUAAUGAAAAUGAUAAUAUAAUACGUGAAGCAGCUGGCCCUGAAGAUAUGGAUGGUAUAUUAGAGGCAAUAGGCAUGAAAGGAAGUUUAUUUAUAUUAUUUCAAAAUUCGGGUAUCAUUAUCCUUCUUAUGUGUCUUGGAUUAGGAGUAGGCAUAUGGCUUCCUUAUAUUCUGGGUGUAUUUUUUAUCAUAUUAAAGCCUUGGGAACCUCCAUUCAUUACAUUAACUCAUACUCUACACUUUUUCUCAACAUGUCUUUUGGAACCUUUUUAUGAUACUUGGCUUGUAUUCUAUAGUCAAUUGGACCCUAUUUCAGAAUGGAUACCUUCAUGGACGCCUGUAUGGAUCCGAUCCAUUAUUUUGACUGCUCUACACAUUGCACAAAGUCUUGUCAAGUUUUUCUCAACUUUAAAUAUCACAACGAAAAUUGAUGAUGAUGACAAAAAAUUUGCAUCUUUAUCAUCAUCGAAUAUUCUCUUAGGACCCUCAUCUCAAUCCUAUACUAUUUCAUUAUGGCGCGAUAUAGUGUCUGGAUGGCAGUAUAUUACACCAUUUUUCAAGGACUUUCUUAAAUCCUAUUCCCAAAUGUCAAAUGGCGUUACCACUAUGGACCGUACGGGUUGUAUUAUAACAGGUUAUCUUAUUUUAGUUUUUAUUGGUUCAUUCUAUCUCUCAAAAACAAACAAUAUGUAUGCUCGAAUCGGUCGUACUGCCCGUCAAAUUAUUCGACAUUUAGGUAUCCUUUUAAAGGUUUUAUUCUUUAUUACUAUCGAGUUGACACUAUUUCCUCUUGGUUGUGGCUUACUACUUGAUGCUGUUGGACUUUCUUUGUUUUAUAAAAUUGGAAGCAGUAGUAGUAGUAGUAGUAGUAGUAGUACAGCUGGGCAUUUAAUGGCUAUUCACAAACGCAUAACAUUUCUUAAAGAAAAUACGAUUAGCUCUAUCUUCAUGCAUUGGGCAGUAGGAACUAGUUUUAUGUUCUUGUUUACGAGCAUGGUCACAUUUUGUCGAGAAAUAGUUCGCCCAGGAGUUAUCUGGUUUAUCCGAGAUCCUAAUGAUCCUCAAUUUAAUCCAAUUAAAGAAUUAGUAGAGCGACCGUUCUUUACACAGUUACAAAAAAUUGGUGCAAGUGCAAUUAUUUAUGGGCUUGUAAUUGAACUAGGUGUAGGUGGUUUAGUAGCAGCGAUUGGAUCUAUUUUUGAUGGUAUCCUACCACUCAAAUGGAGUUAUACACAGCCUUUGUUGACCAUUCCUUUUGAUUUACUUAUUGUCAUGAUAAUUAUUCCGGCAUUAGUUAAUUAUUUUAAUCCUAAAAAAUUACUAGAAAAUCUAAUGGUUCGAUGGGUAACUUGGUUAUGUCAGCAACUCCGACUUUCUUCUUUCCUAUUGGGUGGAAGACCAGUUAGGGAAGAAGGAUAUAUUUAUUAUAAGACCUGGAUGGCCUGGAUUCAACGCCCCGGACUAAAUCUAACUCAAGGCAACAAUCAAGGAGAAGAAGAAGAAAAAGAACAAGAAGUCACAUUUAUUAGAACGGGUCAACUUGUUCGUGUACCCAAUCAUGAUGGAGUUCGAUUUGUUCCUGGACGUCGUAUGGUUGUACCGGUUGAUCCAAUUACAUUAGAAGCCAUUGAUCCACAAGAAAGAUUAUUAGGACACCCAGCAGCUAGGACACGAGAAGAAGAAUCAGAGAACACAACUGUAGUUUAUAUACCUCCUCAAUUCAAAUUAAGGUUAACUGCCUUUAUGAUUAUCAUUUGGGUUUCAUGGUGUGCUUUAUUAUGUUACAUUUUUGUAGGACCGAUUGCUAUAGGACGUUGGUUAUUUAAUUAUUUUGGUAUCAAUGCCCAGCCAGAAAAAAAAAUCCAUGAUAUUUAUACUUAUUGGUUUGGCUGCAUUACUAUAAUUUCUACCGGAUUUAUAGCAAAAAAAAUCAGAGAACUUGUAUUGCAUUAUUCUUUAAUCAAUCGCCAGAGUUUAAUAAAUAGCUUACUAUGGAUAUUUAAUUUAUGUGUCAUUACAAUCUCAUUUGGGAUUCUAAUUCCUAUGAUAUUUGGAUGGAUACUUCAAUUGUAUAUCAUUAUACCAUUUCAGAACUGGGGAGCAAAGGCCCCCGUUAUAAACGUCUUUUUUCUUUGGUCAAACGGCGUUGUCUGUCUAACUUUAUUUUAUUCUUUACUUUCAAGAUUACCAGAAAAUGAAUUGUAUACUUCUUUCAUUAGGAUACAAAAUAAUGGUAUCAAAUGUUUCAAUUUCAACCGAGAAAUGAAAAGUUCGAUUGGCCCAAUUCUCUUUUAUGGAUUGAUGACUGUAUUCCUGCCUUUUAUCUUUGUUUAUGCCAAAAUACAUAUACUAGAUAAAGAUAAUCCUUUAAAGCAAGUAAACACCCUUCAAAUGACAUUCCCCUCUGUAUUAAUCGGCUUUAUAAUAUACUAUUUGAGUUAUAUGGCUACUAAAUUUGGAAAGCAGUGGAGUCAAUCAGUUCGGGAAGAUCAUUAUUUAAUUAACAGAGUCCUACACAAUAUAGAAAUUGAUAGUGAUAUCCUCAAUUCUCCAUAAAAAAAACUUUGUGUUACUUCUAUUAUUGUGAAGGCCUAGAGCAUCCAGAUAUCCGAAUCUUAUAAAAUUUUCUACUUUUGUACAUAUUAUAAAUUGCAAAUUUAUGUAACUAUAUAUUAUGCUAUUAAUAAAAUAAACUCUAUAUUGAUCCUAA